ACCAUUUACCUUGCUCCGGCGCUGUUUGAUACUGAUUAUGAACGCUUGAUCAAACAGUUUUGCUAGCUUGAAUUAAUUAACAAUCAAGCAUCUCACACUAAUUACACUAUGAACAAGAGGUCUUUCACCCCAAUAUAUUUUCCUUUGUAGCAGCACCAUUCAUCUAUCAUGUUAUUGUUUUAUUUUUCCAUUAAUGAAAAGUCUUACUUCGGUUAUAUGUUAGGCAGUCGUAUCCAGGACCAAGCAGCACACUCUAGUCAAAACAAUUAAUCCCUUUAUUAUCGAGGCAUGAUGUAGCAUGAAAAAGAUAAAAUCUAGUCAGUUUGUCGAUUUCCUGCGUGUUCUCGAUACCCCAAUCUUUAUCACUCAACCACAGAAGAUUUGGGAGCAAUAUUAGAAUAUUCCGCAAAUCUGACAUGCCCGAGAACAAUGCAGAACCUAACAUCGAAUGGUCUCAUGUUAUGGGAACAUGACUGCAGUUUGCACCACGAGCAGAAGCUUGUUGAUGGUAUACGUCCAAUAUUCCAUGGCUACGAUGCGGACAUUAUCAAAAGAAAAUCAACCGAAUUGCGGAAUCAGCUUAUUAAUAACCCAACUAUACCUCAACAACUACUCCAGUAUGAGAUUGUAAGUGAGUUUCUCCAAGCUGACCUCCAAAACGCCGGUAUCGAGGUCUACUAUGGCAUUAUCAACGCAUGGGCAAUUUCUUUUGACCUGAUGUUUUUCGACGGGUUUCUUACACAGGGCCCCGAAGCACUCUUUACCAUAUAUCUCUACUGGUCUGGCUAUCCCUAUUGCCACGCUGAAACUGGUCCCAGUCUCAACCUACCAAAGUUGCGUAUUCAUAUUUUCUUGAUAGAUAAUGAAAACGGUACCCGUUAUUCCAAGGGGCACCUGUUCAAUGCUGUAUUACACGAGAUGUGUCAUGCCUAUGAGAAAAGCAUCUUCAAUUAUUGCCAAGUCAAGAAUGAUAUCGAGGUUGAAUCCAACUAUGAUAGCGGGCAUGGACGUAUUUGGCAAACCCUUUUCUAUAAUUCAAUUGAAGUAGUGAGUACGUGGCACCCUUCACUAUCACAUCUCGGCAUAUAUCCUAAGCCUGCAACGGGCCAGCCAGCUCUACCCACAGCUUCGUUGGAAAUUAAUUUUGGUCAGCUUGCUCACCGACUAGUACGAUUUGAAUACCUGAAUGAAGCAGAAUGGGCGAGGGCAUUUCUAGCAGACAAGUUUAAAGCCGGGCCGCGGUACAAUGACUCGGAAGGGGAAUUCAUGAGUUCGCUGCUUGGCCUCCGUUAUUUCACUUCGGAAACAUUUCUGGACGAUAUAUUACCUAAUCGAUUGGCGGUAUCAAAGCUUUUCAUCUGCUGCAACGCCGCGCUCUUCUGCAUUAUCGCUUUGCUCCUAUGGUGUUUUGAUUAUUGGUGGUUUGACUGGUUUAUUUUCGUCCUUACUACUCACUACAUGUCUACUCAAAGCGCCCUCCGCACAUAUGAGGCGUGGUUGACUCUAUUCAGAACGCCUUUACUUCGAUUGAUAUGCCUAGUACUCCUGGCGAGGAUUUACAGGAGUUUUGGGUGGUUGUGA
This is a messenger RNA of Xylaria bambusicola, 1581 nucleotides long. RefSeq lists its product as uncharacterized. The record is from RefSeq and is a predicted model, not a curated record. The transcript has a single exon. Lineage: Eukaryota; Fungi; Ascomycota; Sordariomycetes; Xylariales; Xylariaceae. The coding region runs from base 430 to 1581 and encodes 383 amino acids.